Messenger RNA from Argentina anserina (silverweed cinquefoil), 1227 nucleotides. Its product is annotated as expansin-A15-like. The coding region runs from base 75 to 839 and encodes 254 amino acids. Gene Ontology annotation, biological process: plant-type cell wall organization. NCBI's taxonomy places the organism in Eukaryota, Viridiplantae, Streptophyta, Magnoliopsida, Rosales, Rosaceae. The transcript has 3 exons. Gene Ontology annotation, cellular component: extracellular region. The record is from RefSeq and is a predicted model, not a curated record.
AGUUCUAUCUCUCUCCUUUUGGUUCUGUAGAAGAAUAAACUAGAUUAUGUAGUACUACUUAAUUUGUACUAGUGAUGCUAAAAGACUUCACAAAUCUUAUCAUGCAGGACAAAAUGGCGUCUUUGGGGAUUCUUCUAAUUGGGUUCAUGUCUAUGCUCUCUUCUGUUCAGGGGUAUUAUUAUUCUGGUUGGUCCAAUGCUCAUGCAACUUUCUAUGGAGGUGGUGAUGCUUCUGGGACUAUGGGUGGAGCUUGUGGCUAUGGAAAUCUAUACAGCCAAGGAUAUGGGACUAACACAGCAGCUCUAAGCACUGCUUUGUUCAACAAUGGCUUGACCUGUGGAGCAUGUUAUGAGCUCAGGUGCGUGAAUGACCCACAGUGGUGCCUCCCUGGCACCAUUGUUGUCACUGCCACUAACUUCUGCCCGCCGGGGGGUUGGUGCGACCCUCCGCAGCAGCACUUUGAUCUCUCUCAGCCCGUAUUCCUUAAGAUAGCUCAGUACAGAGCUGGAGUUGUCCCUGUAUCAUACAGAAGGGUGAGAUGCAGGAGAGCAGGAGGAAUAAGAUUCACUAUAAAUGGACACUCGUACUUCAACCUAGUGCUGGUGACGAAUGUCGGUGGUGCCGGAGAUGUCCACUCUGUGGCCAUCAAAGGUUCAAGAACCCGGUGGCAAUUGAUGUCAAGAAACUGGGGACAAAACUGGCAGAGCAAUUCUUACCUCAAUGGACAAAGCCUCUCUUUUCUUGUCACAACCAGCGAUGGAAGCAAAUCGGUUUCUUACAAUGUUGCCCCUCCUAACUGGUCAUUUGGUCAGACAUACACAGGAAGACAGUACCGUUAAUAAGUCCUUGAAAAAACUCUACCUAGUUAUGUGCUAUUGAAGCUGCUUUUCCAGUUUGUUUAGUUAUAUCGAGUAAGUUUGCUGAUGCUGAAGCUAUAUGGUUAAAAUGAGAAGGGCUUGUUUUUAAAGUAAAUGGCCCAAGUUGAUUCUGGUGUUUGCAGUUCAAGGCUGUUGAAGACAGAGAAAGAAAGAGUUUAUGUCAAGGCUAUUAGGGCAGUUUGGUGUUUGGAUUUCAAUACCUUCUGCUAAUUCAUGGAGUCACUAUCACACUAUCAAUAGAAGUUGUUUAGUACUGUAAUAAACUCGGGCUGCUUAUAUAAUUUGCAUGCACCUUUCAUUGAGAAUGUAAAAGGUGGAGCCUUUAGCUACUUUGUCUAGUAGUCAUUUU